This is a messenger RNA of Oryctolagus cuniculus (rabbit), 3858 nucleotides long. It is a transcript of the gene FUT4, whose product is annotated as fucosyltransferase 4. The record is from RefSeq and is a predicted model, not a curated record. NCBI's taxonomy places the organism in Eukaryota, Metazoa, Chordata, Mammalia, Lagomorpha, Leporidae. Gene Ontology annotation, cellular component: membrane. Gene Ontology annotation, molecular function: alpha-(1->3)-fucosyltransferase activity.
GGCGCCUGUACGGCGCGGUUCAAGGGUCCGGGAGCAGCGGAGGCGCGGCAGGAGACUCUCAGAACCUGGCCCGGCCCGGCUGGGGACAUCGUGGCGGGGAGGGACAGGGCGGCGCCCGGCUGGGCUACCCGGCCCGCUCACCUCGCCUUAGCGGCGCGCCCAGCUCGGGACUGGGGAGGAGGGAGUCGGACCUGCGGGCCUCUGGAUUCCAGGACCGCCCCCUGCCGCUUCCGGGCCAGCGGCGAGCGGCGGCGACGGCCGGAGCCGCAGCGGCAGCAUGAGAGCCCCCGCCGCUCCUCCACGCCUGCGGACGCGCGGCCAGCGGCGGCGGCUCUGCCUGCGGGCGCCAUGGGGGCGCCCUGGGGCCCGGAGGCCGGCGGGCGGCGCCGGCGGCGCAGAGGCCAGGGGCAGCUACAGAGCGCCUCGGCCCUGGUGGCAGCCGGCCUGAUGUGCACCGCGCUGGCCGCCUACGUCUGCUGGGAGCAGUUGCCGCCGCUGCCCUGGACAUCCCCUGCCCCGCCGGGGCAGGUGGGCGUGCUGCUCUGGUGGGAGCCUUUCAGGGGACGCGGCGCCGCCGCCUCGAGGCCGCCCCCCGACUGCCGGCUGCGCUUCAACAUCAGCGGCUGCCGCCUGCUCACCGACCGCGCAGCCUACAGCGAGGCUCAGGCAGUGCUGUUCCACCACCGCGACCUGGUGAAGGGGGCCCUGGACUGGCCACCGCCCUGGGGCGCGCGGGGCCGCGCCGCCGAGGAGCUGGAGUUGCGCGCGUUGGGCUACCAGGAGCCCGCGGCCCUCAUGACCUCAGGCUCCAGGCCCCCGGGCCAGCGCUGGGUGUGGAUGAACUUCGAGUCUCCUUCUCACUCCCCGGGGCUGCGAAGCCUGGCAGGUAACCUCUUCAACUGGACGCUCUCCUACAGGGCCGACUCGGACGUCUUCGUGCCCUAUGGCUACCUCUACCCCAGGAGCCACCCGGGCGACCAGCCUCCGGGCCUGGCCCCGCCGCUGGCCCGGAAGCGGGGGCUGGUGGCCUGGGUGGUGAGCCACUGGGACGAGCGCCAGGCCCGGGUCCGCUACUACCAUCAGCUGAGCCAGCACGUGCCCGUGGACGUGUUCGGGCAGGGCGGGCCCGGCCGCCCGGUGCCCAACAGCGGGCUCCUGCACACGGUGGCCCGCUACAAGUUCUACCUGGCGUUUGAGAACUCGCAGCACCUAGAUUACAUCACUGAGAAGCUCUGGCGCAACGCGUUCCUGGCCGGGGCGGUGCCGGUGGUGCUGGGCCCAGACCGUAGCAACUACGAGCGCUUUGUGCCUCGCGGCGCCUUCAUCCACGUGGACGACUUCCCCAGUGCCUCCGCCUUGGCCACCUACCUGCUCUUCCUCGACCGCAACCCAACUGUCUACCGCCGCUACUUCCACUGGCGCCGGAGGUACGCCGUGCACAUCACCUCCUUCUGGGACGAGCCGUGGUGCCGGGCCUGCCAGGCUGUGCAGACGGCCGGGCACCAGCCCAAGAGCAUAGGCAACUUGGCGCACUGGUUCGAGCGGUGAAGCUGGCCCAUGCUGCAAGCGACCGAGGGAAGCCACGUUGUCAGCUCUUUGAUUUCCCUACCAAGCAUCUCCUUGAUUGCUGAAUCAAGGGACCAAGUUCUCAGAACACUUUUUUUUUUUUUUUUUUUGCUUUAUUGGAAAAAGGUGAUUUGCCAAUUAACAUUAUACAACUGCAAGAUGGGGUGGGAAAGGUCCCAGGUUCUCCUGCUUUAUGCACAACUACCCUUUGGGCUCCUUCUGCUGUUGAUGGCCAUGGCUGUUAAGUAAGGGCUUUGAAGAAGGGUGCCCGUGCUUACCUUGUAGCUUGGGCAGAGGUGAAGAGCUGCCAGGCACCGAGGCUGUUUCUCUGUAUUUCCACAGUGGUGGCCCAGCUGGCAUUUUCCUGAAGCAAACAGCUGACUUUAGAAGGCGCCUGGGUGUGGUGUGGCCGCAAGUGUGGCUUUCUCUUUGUUGGAGUCCUCAAACCCCAGCCUCCUGGGAAAGGUGAGCAGGGUGGUUAAAGGCGCUAUUGACUUCCUUAACAAGUACUGUUUCUUCUGCCCCAUGAAUGGGAACAAGAUACUGGAUUGUCCUUGAAGGAGUCUCAAGAUGAACAUAUGGGUGUACUUCCUUUACACAAGAAAUGUAUUCUUGAAAAACUGCGUUUAAAUCAAAUCAAAAAUUCAGGACCCUAAGAGAGUUCAAUAUUUAACCAAAUCCUAUGGAGAAUCCCUUUAUAAUGUGAAUAAUCAUAUCCUAAUUUAUUUCUUCUGUUUUUAUGUUUUCUUGUAUUUGGGUUUUUUUUUUUAAUAUUAAUGUUACAAAAGUGAAAAUCAAGCAGAAGCAACCUUCUUCUCUUUCCAGCAAACCAGCCUGUGUUUACAAACAGAAGAAAGGAAGCCACAAUGUCACUUUCCACAAAAGUGUCAUGUCUUUACUGGACUGAAACUUUAGGCUGGCAGAUCAGUCCUUCAGGGAUGUGGCAUUACUUGUCUGCAGAACAGUGGAAGGGAUUGUACUGCAUGACAGAAUCAUGCAAGUGGAAAAAAGAAAAUGUUAUAGUAUCUGUUAGUGACUUUUUGUUUGUGAGUUUUGGGUUGAAUGUUUAGUCCUAGGGAAUGGAACUAAGUUCGUGCCUAUGAUGAACUUCCUCUGUCUUUUGUAAAAGGCUAAAUCUGCUGUGCUCCCUGUGCUAACAGACUGCCCUUCUAGUCUGCACAGUACAGCAAAUCCUCACAUUUUAGUGCCCUUGAGAAUGUGCCAUGGGAUCAGUCUUAAAAAUACAUGCAUUGACUUUGCAGGUUGUUGAAUGAGCAGCAUAUACAACAGGUGUCACUGCGUACCUACUUGAUGCCAAACACUGGAGUUGGGGCCCCGGGAAAGAGAAAAAAAAAGUAUAUAAGGCAACAACCUCCUUUUAGAGUUCUUACAGUCUGCCACUGCCAAAAGUGAAAAAUGACUGCUGAAACAAUUGGCAGACUCAAUUCACUUAAAGUGACAUGAUCGUAAAUCAGUAAGAAAGUUGUAUAGACUGUAGUCUGUAACAUAGACUAUUAUAUAUUUUAUAUGCAUAAUAGUGAUAUGGACUAUAAAUUAUAAAGCUAAUUGAUCUAAAGCUUGAAAUGAUGGAUUUUAAUCCUUAAUUUAUUGUAAGAUCUUCACUGACUAAUUAUUAUGGGUAGGACCCAAGAUUUAGUUUUCUACAGAAGUCUUCUAUAAACAGUAAUUUUAUAUUUGAUUGGUACAGUUAUCUGAGUCAUAAGCAAGUUUUAUAUCUGUGGGCGUUUGCUGCCAAUGAACUUGGAAAGCCUACUGGAUCUAGGUGCUGCAGUUCUGUUCCUUAAAAGGAGAAGUGAACAGCUAUGGAUAAAAUUUCCUCAUUAAAGUAUUAUAGUGUGGACAGAAUUACAAACUACCAGCCAUCCAAUAAAGAUAAUGAAAAAAUUCUAUUCUUGAAAAACUAUUUAUGAGAUGUUGGCCAGUGGUCUUGGCGUUAUUGGGAAACUACCUGGGGCAGUGAGACAGAGCUUAGGUUUUGAAGGUAAUCUGAUUAAGGUUUGAAUUUCAGCUGUGUGACAUUGGGCAAAAUAGUAAAAACCGUGAGCCUUAGCUUCCUCAUCUGUAAAAUGAGGGAGGAAAAUAUUUCAUAGCUCAUUGUGAGCGUUUCAGGAAAUAAACGACAGGUGCCUAACACACAGUGGGCACUAGUUGAUUUUAUAUUUUUUCUUUCUUUCCUUGCAAUGAUUUCAGGAUGCUCUUGUAACCAUUUAUACAUAUGUCUAAAAUUAAAUCUCAAAGAUGUUACAGAAUAAAUCUGAAGUAAAAAGGAAA